Messenger RNA from Danio rerio (zebrafish), 2392 nucleotides. It is a transcript of the gene pdpk1a, whose product is annotated as 3-phosphoinositide dependent protein kinase 1a. Lineage: Eukaryota; Metazoa; Chordata; Actinopteri; Cypriniformes; Danionidae. The record is from RefSeq and is marked provisional. Gene Ontology annotation, molecular function: nucleotide binding; transferase activity; ATP binding.
ACUUUAUCAGCUGCUGGUUUUACUGCUUCUAAGGUGGUUUGGUUCCUCAUUGCACACGCACCCGCAUGUCUGACUCUGUGUCAUGUUUGCUUUGUGUGUGUGUGUGUGUUUUGCUCGUUCAGUACGAUGCUGCUCUCAUCCAGCCUAGCGUGGCGUUGCGUUCCUGUGCUUCUUCAUCAAUGGUAAGGACUCAGCUGAACUCCAGGCUUCCUCAGCAUCUCGGCAUGGAGGUCCGUGGGGGGGAGUCCAGCACGCCUGCUCUCAAGCCUCCGCAAUCAUUCAAGAAGGAGGACUUCAGCUUUGGCAAAAUUUUAGGAGAGGGCUCCUUUUCAACGGUCGUGCUUGCAAAAGAGCUGGCCACCGGAAAAGAAUAUGCAAUGAAGAUUCUCGAGAAGAAUCACAUCAGAAAAGAGAAUAAAGCACACUAUGUGAUCAGAGAGAAGGAUAUAUUAUCAUGCAUAGAUCAUCCCUUUUUUGUAAAGCUCUUCUUCACAUUUCAAGAUUCGCAGAAGUUAUAUUUUGCCCUCAGUUAUGCAAAGAAUGGAGAACUGCUUAGAUACAUUCGCAAAAUCGGCUCAUUUGAUGAGACUUGCACAAGAUUCUACACUGCUGAGAUAGUUUGUGCACUCGAGUAUUUGCACACAGUGGGGAUUAUCCACAGGGACCUCAAGCCAGAGAAUAUUUUGCUCUGCGAAGACAUGCACAUUCAGAUUACGGAUUUCGGGACAGCGAAACAGCUUUCAUCGGACAGCGCUCAAACUAGAGCCAAUUCUUUCGUUGGCACCGCACAGUAUGUUUCUCCAGAGCUGCUGACUGAAAAAUCCGCCUGCAAAAGUUCAGAUCUGUGGGCAAUGGGUUGCAUAAUCUACCAGCUGGUUGCUGGAUUACCUCCGUUUAGAGCUGGGAACGAGUACUUGAUUUUCCAGAAGAUAAUAAAGCUGGAAUAUGAAUUCCCUGAGAAGUUCUUCCCAAAAGCUAAAGAUCUGGUCCAGCGUCUGUUGUCUUUGGACCCUAGAAAGCGGCUGGGAUGUGAGGAAAUGGGAGGGUUCGGUCCGCUGAAAGGCCACAUGUUCUUUGAGACUGUCUCAUGGGAGAACCUGCCGCUUCAGACUCCACCCAAACUGACCCCUUACCUGCCAGCCAUGGCUGAGGAUGAUGAAGACUACUAUGGCAAUUAUGAAGAUCUCCUCAGUCAGUUCAGCAGCCUGCAGGUGGUUCCCUCCAGCUCAGCGCAGAUCGUCCCACCCAGACCCUGCAGCAACAUCGAGCAGUACAUCCACGACCUGGACAGCAACUCCUUUGAGCUGGACCUGCAGUUCUCCAGCGAGGAGAAACGACUACUCCUGCAAAAGCAAACAAGCGGCAACCCCUGGCACCAGUUUGUCGAAAAUAACUUGAUAUAUAAAAUGGGACCAGUUGACAAAAGAAAGGGGCUGUUUGCUCGACGCCGUCAGCUUUUACUAACUGAAGGACCGCAUCUGUAUUAUGUGGAUCCUGUUAAUAAAGUACUAAAGGGGGAAAUUCCGUGGUCUCCAGAAUUGCGUCCUGAGGCCAAGAAUUUCAAGACGUUUUUUGUCCACACGCCAAACAGGACAUAUUAUCUAAUGGAUCCCAGUGGGAACGCAGACAAAUGGUGCAAGAAGAUUCAAGAGGUGUGGGGAACAGUAUAUCACUAACAUCAGACAUGAUGGGGCAUUACAGGACCACUGCAGUAAAGGCAAGCCCUCCACCAUUCAGCUACCAAAACAGGACGUCCCAAUGGGACUCAACUGUUCAGUUAUGGGACAAGUGCACUGAUAAACUGUAGAAAUUAUUGUCUUAUUUUGUAGUUUUUGUCUUGUUUUCCACUAUUACUGCUGGUGUUAGAUUACACAUGCACACAUUUUGCUUGAUUAAAACCUAAUUUACACUGAUUUAGGUGACAUUAGGAUGAAAAUUAACCGCGCUUAUGUUUUUUAGUUCUCUCAUAAAUCUAUCCACAUCCGAUGGAUUACUUCAGAAUUCUGGCCCCUAAAGGGAUUGAAUACAAAUGUAUUCAUUAUUUAUUUACAAUCAAGUGGUUCUAAACUCAUCCUCUAUUUGUUGUAAACCAGUUUGAAUUUCUUUUUAUCUGUUCAACAUCAAACAAGUUCUGAAUAAUGGCUAAAAAAGCAGCAAAUGACAUCCAUGGUGGAAACAAAGCAUAGGAUGGAAGUCAAUGGCUGCUUCCCUCCAACAUUUUCCAUAAUAUCUUAUUUUGUGUUCAACAAAAGAAAGAAACUCUAACAGGUUUGGAACAAGUCAGGGAUGAGUAAAUCAUGAAAAAUGUUUCCUUUUUGGGUAAAUUAGUCUUGUUUCUGAAAAAAAUACAUGAAAAUAAAGUGAGUUUAUGCUAAAAAGGAAAACAAAAAAA